AUGCAAUUCACAAUCGCUUCCCUUAUCGCCACCGCCGUCCUUGGACUGCAAAUGGCCAGCGCAGCCCCCCAUGCCCCCGGCUCCAGCAACGCCGCGAUCAUCUCUCAGGCCCAGGAACAGAACACCUGUGGCAACGCGCACCUCUCCUGCUGCGAGAGCACCGACAACAGCGUCUCCUUGACUCAGGAGGAAGAGGAGGGUCUUCUUCACCUCCUUGGUGGAACGAGCAGUGUGCUGAGCGACGGCUUGCUUGGGAAGUACUCUGGCUGCUCUUCGCUCGCUUCCGUUGAGGGUAUUCUCGGCGCCGGCGGUAACCAGGGCCUUGUUAGUGGACAGUGCAACAACCAUGUUGCUUGCUGUGAUGCUGGUGAUAAUGAGCUGGUAGGUUUCCUUGAACCUGGUGUUGCUGUCCUCAAGCCGAAUUCUGAUGGUAUACAGAACGGCCUCGCAAACGUCGCUGUUCCUUGUGUUCCUGUCCAGGUUCUCUAA
Aspergillus nidulans FGSC A4 is the source of this 489-nucleotide messenger RNA. RefSeq lists its product as uncharacterized. Lineage: Eukaryota; Fungi; Ascomycota; Eurotiomycetes; Eurotiales; Aspergillaceae. The transcript has 2 exons. The record is from RefSeq and is a predicted model, not a curated record. The coding region runs from base 1 to 489 and encodes 162 amino acids.